AUGUGUGUUAUUAAUAUUGUGUAUCGGUACCGUAAAUCGGAGAGAGCCGUUGAGGCGCUCGAUGGCGGCGGUGCCAGACCGUACCUCGACCCGGGCCUAACAGCUCGAGAUCUACCGCCCCUGAUUCCGCUGCUCUCUCGUGAUCGCUCAUUAAAACUCUACAAGAAUCGGCCCUAUACAGGACACUGCCCAACUCUGAAGUUUCGCAUUGGAAAGCGAUACGGCGCUAGCACUCAAGAAAUCAUCCGAGAAAUGGGUGAAAGAGGAGUAUGGGCAAAAAGAAUGUUGGAAUCCCAUUACCGCCAGGUAGAUCCUCUCAAAGGCCUCUUGGUAGGUGGUGAUUUCCGUCCAAUCGAGAAAACGAAAGGUCAAAUGAAUCCACCUGCUGGAAGAAGCAAAAGAUACAUUCUUGGAUACACAGGUUUUAUACCAGGAAUGAACUUUUCUUAUGGCAAAUCAUAUGCUAACUUAGCAGAGGAAAGUUUUGAUAGAUUUAAUGUUCAGAGGAGAGCUGCUUUGGAGAGAAAGAAAGCGGGCGAUCUAUCAUGGAGAGCAAAGGCUCGUGGUACUCAAAAGCUCCCUGAGACGUACCCACAUGACAAAUUAAACGCGGCCCUCUUGGACUAUGAUGAGAAAAACAGGUAUAGAGAUGAGCAUAUAUCACCAGAGCAGCCCCCGAUAGCAGGCUAUACGGGACAUAUACCGAGGAUAAAGUCCUCAGAAGCUUCCCUAAGUUUGCGUUACCACGAGGCUGCUAAGAAAGGUCUCUACCUCCUCCAACAGGCAUUAUUGGAAAAAAAUUUCACAACUGCUGAAGUAACUCAUAAAAUUAUUAAAUAUGAAGGGAAAGAUGUCCUUGAACAGUGCACUGCACGUGGUCGGUUUGAAAGAUUUAGCAGUGAAGAUACGAUGUCGGAAAGGAAGAAGGGCUCAGGAUUCCCUCCAGCUCACAAGGCCAGGUCAACUCAGCAGUGGCUGCAAAAGAACAUUCCAGAGUUCAUCUCUGCCUCGGAUUGGCCCUCAGGAAGCCCUGAUCUCAACCCACUAGAUUAUCGGCUUUGGUCCGAACUGGAGAGGAUGGCAUGCCACAGAGCACAUCCUAACUUGGAAAGUCUCGAAAAUCUCUGGUCCAAGCAGUUGAGCGCUUUCCUCAAGAAGUACUACAUGCUGCUAUUGAUGACUGGCCACAGAGAUUAA
Messenger RNA from Nezara viridula (southern green stink bug), 1197 nucleotides. The record is from the annotation of a GenBank genome assembly. Lineage: Eukaryota; Metazoa; Arthropoda; Insecta; Hemiptera; Pentatomidae.